AUGAAUGCUGGCGGAGUAGUGUACAAGAAUUUUGUUGCUCCAGGUGGCAACGAAGGCUGGGGGGGCGGGGGUGGCGGAGAUGGUGGCGUGGCGGAGGUGGCGUGGGUAACGGGGGAUUGGGUGCGGUGGCGGAGAUGGGGGGGGUGGCGGGUUUACGGGGGUGGCGAAGUGGAGGCGGUAACGGAAUGUCAAGAUGGCGGAAUGGUGGCGGGGGUGGUGGCGAUGGCGGAACGGCGGGUUCAUGGUUUGGCGUGA
This is a messenger RNA of Closterium sp. Naga37s-1, 255 nucleotides long. The record is from the annotation of a GenBank genome assembly. Lineage: Eukaryota; Viridiplantae; Streptophyta; Zygnematophyceae; Desmidiales; Closteriaceae.